Molecule: messenger RNA, 1364 nt
Organism: Neltuma alba
Lineage: Eukaryota; Viridiplantae; Streptophyta; Magnoliopsida; Fabales; Fabaceae
Product: probable plastid-lipid-associated protein 10, chloroplastic
Exons: 9
Coding region: 98-931 (277 amino acids)
Source: RefSeq, a predicted model, not a curated record
CACGACCACAACCACUCGUGGAUUCGGGGGCGAGCCACUGUGGUUACCCCCAGAAACUUCGUGGAACUUCAGUAAUAAACAAUCACUCGCAAAAGGAAUGAGCUUGGCUUUCUCUUCACCUGCUUAUUAUCCACGUUCUGGAAAGACGUCCAAUGGCCAGGUUAGGCCAGUCUUUGGUACCACCAGGAAAUUCUUCAUGCCUAAAAUGUUUGCAUGUUCGGCAUCAAUAGCCACCCCAGACACUCAGGCAUAUGAAAUUGAGUUAGAGGACAAGAAGCACAUACUUUUAAGUGCUAUCCAGGAGACACAAAGGGGACUCUCCACAACUGCUGAGCAACGCUCUUCCAUUGAGGAGUCUCUGGUGAAUGUGGAGACGUACAACAUGGGCGAGCCAAUUGAUUUGGUAAAAUUGAAUGGAACAUGGCGCCUGCAGUAUACUUCUGCCCCUGAUGUGCUCGUUCUUCUGGAAGCUGCUGCUAGACUUCCUUUCUUUCAAGUUGGACAGAUCUUUCAGAAAUUUGAAUGUCAAGAUCAGACUAAUGGAGGUAUUAUUCGCAACAUUGUCCGGUGGAGUAUUCCAAAUUUGCUGGAGGACCAAGAAGGUGCCACAUUGCUUGUAUCUGCCAAGUUUUCUGCUGUAUCUGCACGUAAUAUCUAUCUUCAGUUUCAAGAGAUCACACUCCAAGAUAUAAUUAUUAGCGAGGAGCUACAGGCUGCAAUAGCUCCAGCAAUACUACCACGGUCUUUUAUAAGCUUGCAGAUAUUACAAUUCCUCCGUACUUUCAAAGCUCAAAUCCCCGUACGGGACCCUGGAAGGCAAUCAGUAGGAGGGCUAUAUUAUCUAUCUUAUUUGGAUAAUAAUUUGCUUUUGGGUCGUGCGGUUGGUGGAGGAGGAGUAUUUGUGUUUACCAGAGCCCAAUCUCUUUACUGAUGAGCAAUAGUUGCAAUAAUUGGAAACUGUUCUCAGCAAGCCAAUAUUUAUGCAAGUAGCAAAGCAAUACGGAGAGCAAGUAAUCAAUUCUUCUGGCAAACUGGCAGAGGCUUAUAUGCCCAGAAUUAUUGAUGUUUUCUUAUCCUUGCAUCAAGUAUCUCAGUCGUGGUAAAUAUUCCAUUUUAACGGCCAGUGAACUAUGUUUUGCUCUGUGUUUCUCUUAAGAAAAAGGUUCGAUUUUUAUUUUAUUAUGCUGCUUCAUAAAAAUUGCAGGUAACUUAACAGCCCUUUUUUGUUCGUUGAAUCCUCACACAUUCAUCAAAAUAACAUGUAUAAUCCACAUUUAAUUGGGAGGUUGAGGGCUUCUAUCAUUUGUUUGAGGGUCUCAUUCUAGCGAAAUCAUAUGGUUGAGUAAUGAAUAACUUGCCGGUUC